Molecule: messenger RNA, 1460 nt
Organism: Trachymyrmex cornetzi
Lineage: Eukaryota; Metazoa; Arthropoda; Insecta; Hymenoptera; Formicidae
Product: protein distal antenna
Exons: 1
Coding region: 111-1460 (449 amino acids)
Molecular function (GO): DNA binding
Source: RefSeq, a predicted model, not a curated record
AAGAAGCCGCCGUCCUGGAUCUCUCCCCAGAAUCGGGGGGAUCUGUGGAUCGAAGAGAUCGUAGACCGACACGUCGUCAACAUAACACCAGCAAUUAUCGUCCAAAUUACAUGGUAGGUGGUAGAUUUGAGAGCAACUUGAACGUCGGCGAUCCUGGGCCGAGUUCAUCUAGAAGUACGAUGCCGCGGAAUGAAUCCCGACAGGCGGGCAAGCGACCGUUGAGGGCUCUCACGCCCCAAGAAAAAAUAGACGCCAUUAAUCGAGUACAUAAUGGAGAAUCGAAGGCUGCUGUGGCACGCGAUAUUGGUGUGCCAGAGUCAACUCUGAGAGGAUGGUGUAAGGCGGAAGAAAAAAUAAUAUCUCAAGUGAAUAAUAUAAAAACUUCGGGAACAACACUGUCGGGAACAUCGUUGGCAGGUUACGAGCAUAUUCUAACAUCAAGUUCCGACAACAGUAACAAUAGUGGAGCGGGUGGUUCUUCAUCAAGAUCGACACCAACGGCCCAAGCCACGAUGUUGGGAUUACCAGUAUCGACUUCUGGAGUUACCGAGAGAGCUGAGGAGUUUGAAGCCGGUCCGUCCCAGAAAAGAAUAAAACUCGAGAAUAGUUCUUCCGGCAGCAUGAUGCCCAAUAAUAUCUCAACAUCGGCUCGAGCACCAAUAGUCAGUGACACUAUGUUUUCUCCGUAUUUAUACAAUAUGAUAUCGGGCGAUCUAAACAAGGCAGCAGCCUUGUUAAACUCAUUUACGACGAAGCCUGCGGAUUAUUUUCAUUUAGCUGGAUACUCGACUACUAUGAAUUUUAUUAAUGAUCUGGCUAGGAACAACGGCACGGUGAACAAUACGACGUUAGCGCUGAAUGUGCUAAAACAGCACCAGCAACUGCAACAAACUAAUAACACGCUACCAAACGGGAAUAAAAAAAAACAUAGUGCCCCAGGACUCACGUCAACCAUGGACAUCCCGAAACCAUCAUCGAGGACACAGAACAAUCAAUCACCGAAUAUGGAAAAAUCGUCCGGGAGCGUCUCUCAAUUCAACUAUGAAAACUCUAUGCCAUCAACGUCGACUAGCAGCAGUGAUCCAGUCGCAAACGUUCCUCAAUCAAAAACAUCCAGAAACAGUAAAAGUCUUACUAGUAUAAUAGAUAGUCUUCACCAUCCAUAUGUACCACCUCCAAAUAGCGUAAAAGGAGUGACAUUUGAUGCCGUAAAUAAUAAUAACAAUGAUGACGAUAUGGAUAACGAGACUGCGAGACAAAAUUACCCCGAUGCCUUGCCACCGGGAUGCAACGAAAUGGUGAAGUAUUGCGACAAAUUGUUAGAUUGGUUGCACCGUCACGGUUCGCCUGUAAGUACAAUGAAACAAGUGGGUCACAUACAACGCAUUUCGACACGUUUACAAGAUUGGAUCCAGAAGUCAAAAAAGGGAUUCCCUCAAAGAAUUAACGGUACGAGCUAG